Knipowitschia caucasica is the source of this 891-nucleotide messenger RNA. NCBI's taxonomy places the organism in Eukaryota, Metazoa, Chordata, Actinopteri, Gobiiformes, Gobiidae. The record is from the annotation of a GenBank genome assembly.
AUGGAGGCUCUCAUCAUCCUCACCCUCCUUGUGUUAGGGGCACCUGAGGCAGUGACGGUGACUCACUCCCUCAAGUACCUCUACACCGCAUCCAAAGGGAUUCCAUCUUUCCCUGAGUUUGUGACAGUGGGACUGGUCAACAAGCAGCCAAUCUCUUACUACGACAGCAUAGAAAGGAGAGAGGUCCCCAAGCAGGAGUGGAUGAGGCAGAAAGAGGGUGAAGAUUACUGGGAGAAACAAACACAGAUAACCAGGUUAACAGAGAUCCAAUUCAGGCAAAGCAUUGAGACAGUGAGUCGACGCCUCAAUCAGACAGAAGGGCCUCACAUUGUCCAGAAUAUGUACGGCUGUGAAUGGGACGAUGAAACUGGGAACGUCAACGGCUUCAGUCAGUUUGGCUUCGAUGGAGAGGAUUUUAUUGUCUUUAAUCUAGAGACUGAGACGUGGAUCGCACCGAGGGCAGAAGCCAUGUUCACAAAGAUGAAAUGGGACAGGGACGAGCUGAAGAUCCAAGCCGAUAAAAAGUAUCUGACUCAAAUUUGUGUUGAAUGGAUAAAAAAGUACCUUAAUGAUGGAAAAGAACAGCUUUUAAAAACAGUCCUCCCGUCCAUCUCUCUGCUGCAGAAGUCCUCGUCGUCCCCCGUCACCUGCCACGCCACUGGUUUCUUCCCCGACACAGCCUCUUUGUUCUGGACUAAAGAUGGAGACAUAUUCUACGAGGGCGUGGACUUUGGGGAGACCCUGCCCAACAACGACGAGACCUUCCAGACCAGUGCGGAGCUGGACGUGUCCUCUGUCCCAUCGGAAGACUGGGGCCGCUACAACUGUGUGUUCAGAGGCUCUCUGGAUACAAAGAAGAGAUCAUCACACCACUGGACCAAAGAUACAUAA